GCCUGGAGAGAUGAGGGCAGGAGCAGGGAAGGGACAGUCAGGAUGGUGAGAAGAAGUCGGAGACAGAAGCUGCAAAAAUUGACCAGGCUGUGCAGACAGGAGGAGGGGCUCAGGGUAAAGCGCGGCUGCCCUUCCUGUAGUCUGGAGGCUGGGGAUGAAAAGGAGAGAAGGGACCCUAUUUCUGUUCAGUUGUUCCCCCCAGAGCUGGUGGAGCACAUUGUCUCAUUCCUCCCAGUCAAAGAUGUUGUCGCUUUAGGCCAGACCUGCCACUACUUCCAUGAAGUGUGUGAUGCUGAGGGCGUAUGGAGACGCAUCUGUCGAAGGCUCACUCCACGCAUUCGUGACCACCGCGCUGGUGCCCGGCCCUGGAAAAGAGCUGCCAUUCUUAAUUAUACAAAGGGCCUGUAUUUCCAGGCAUUCGGAGGACGGCGCCGAUGUCUCAGCAAGAGUGUGGCCCCCAUGCUAGCCCAUGGCUACCGGCGCUUCUUACCCACAAAGGACCAUGUGUUCAUUCUUGACUAUGUGGGGACCCUCUUCUUCCUCAAAAAUGCUCUGGUGUCCUCCACCCUUGGCCAGAUCCAGUGGAAGCGGGCCUGCCGCUAUGUGGUGUUAUGUCGAGGUGCUAAGGAUUUUGCCUCCGACCCAAGAUGUGACACAGUUUACCGUAAAUACCUCUAUGUUUUGGCCACUCGGGAGCAGCCACCAGUAGUGGGCACCACUGACAGCCGGGCCUGUGACUGUGUAGAGGUCUACCUGCAGUCCAGUGGGCAGCGGGUCUUCAAGAUGACAUUCCACCACUCCAUGAGCUUCAAGCAGAUCGUGCUGGUUGGCCAGGAGACACAGCGGGCUCUACUGCUCCUCACAGACGAAGGAAAAAUCUACUCCUUGAUAGUGAAUGAGACCCAGCUGGACCAGCCACGCUCCUACACAGUACAGCUGGCCCUCAGGAAGGUGUCUCGAUGCCUGCCUCACCUUCGUGUGACCUGCAUGGCUUCUAACCAGAGCAGCACCCUCUAUAUCACGGACCAGGGGGGAGUGUAUUUUGAGGUGCACACCCCAGGGGUGUAUCGUGAUCUCUUUGGGACUCUUCAAGCCUUUGACCCUCUGGACCACCAGAUGCCACUUGCUCUCGCCCUGCCUGCCAAGGUCCUAUUUUGUGCUCUUGGCUAUAAUCACCUUGGCCUUGUGGAUGAAUUUGGCCGGAUCUUUAUGCAGGGAAAUAACAGAUAUGGGCAGUUGGGAACCGGAGACAAAAUGGACCGAGGGGAACCCACACAGGUUCGUUAUCUACAGCGUCCCAUUGCCCUGUGGUGUGGCCUCAACCAUUCCUUGGUGCUGAGUCAGACCUCGGAUUUCAACAAGGAGCUGCUGGGGUGCGGCUGUGGGGCUGGAGGCCGCCUUCCUGGCUGGCCCAAGGGGAGUGCCUCCUUCGUCAAGCUACAUAUCAAGGUCCCCUUGUGUGCCUGCUCCCUCUGCUCCACCAGAGAGUGUCUCUAUAUGCUGUCCAGCCACGACAUCGAACAAUGCCCAGUCUAUCGAGACCUGCCGGCCGGCAGGGUGGGGGGAAGCCCUGAACCUACCCAGGGGGCUGGAGCCCCCCAAGACCCUGGGGGAACAGCCCAGGCCUGUGAGGAAUACCUCAGCCAGAUCCACAGUUGCCCCACGUUGCAGGAUCGAAUGGCGAAGAUGAAGGAGAUUGUGGGCUGGAUGCCCUUGAUGGCAGCCCAGAGAGAUUUCUUCUGGGAGGCACUGGACAUGCUGCAGAAGACUCCUAGCGGGAGUGGCCCGGGCACCUCAACCCCUGAGAGCUGACCCUGCCUCCUAGCCUUUAUUCC
Molecule: messenger RNA, 1835 nt
Organism: Cricetulus griseus (Chinese hamster)
Lineage: Eukaryota; Metazoa; Chordata; Mammalia; Rodentia; Cricetidae
Source: RefSeq, a predicted model, not a curated record